UGCUUUCCUUGCUGAUUAAAAACUCUGUUAAGGGCAAAAACUGGAGGAACUUCCCAUUCUAAAUCCGUCCUCCUUUUUUGCUCUUCCCAGAUUAUUCACCCAUAUUUAAUCCCUAAUUAACAUCCAAAUUCCAUCAAUUCUAUAAUCCAAAACUCCGUUUGGUGUGUUGGAAAGGGGAAAAACACCAUGGCCGAAGAGCACGGAUUCGAAUCGCCCGAAGGCCACCGCCUGUGCGCCAAUAACUGCGGAUUCUUCGGCAGUCCAGCCACGCAGAAUUUCUGCUCCAAGUGCUAUCACGAUCUCUGCCUCGAAAAUUCCGCCGAUUCCACCUCCGUCUUCCUCGCCCCGUUGACCGGCGGGUCCUCCUCCUCUCCGGCGCAUCACACGGCGGCGCCGGCUGUCGCGAUCUCCCUCCCUGAGAAGGCUCAGAUCCAGGCUGCGCCGGUGGCGGUGGCGACGGCGAACAGGUGCUCGGCGUGCAGGAAGAAGGUCGGGUUGACCGGAUUCCGGUGCCGGUGCGGAGUGACGUUCUGCGGGACCCACAGGUACCCCGAGAAGCACGACUGCACCUUCGAUUUCAAGUCGGUGGGGCGGGAGGCCAUCGCGAAGGCCAAUCCGCUGGUCAAAGCAGAGAAAUUGGAGAGGAUAUGAUGAUUAAGCUUAGAUUUAAUUUUUCAUUCAUUUCGAUGUUGAUGAAUGAAUGAGUGGAUGGUGAAUUCAACUAAGCAGAUCGAUCGAUCCUUCCGUUUUAGAUUUGGCCGCCGUUGUAGUGAAUUCGAUGUGUAUAAUUUUUACAUUUUCUUAAAUUUACUAUAAUAACCUCUUCUCAUUUACGAUUCA
This is a messenger RNA of Salvia hispanica, 840 nucleotides long. Its product is annotated as A20/AN1-like zinc finger family protein. NCBI's taxonomy places the organism in Eukaryota, Viridiplantae, Streptophyta, Magnoliopsida, Lamiales, Lamiaceae. The record is from RefSeq and is a predicted model, not a curated record. Gene Ontology annotation, molecular function: DNA binding; zinc ion binding.